AUGUACCCUCCUCUUCUUCUGUCCUCGUUACUCUCGACAACUUUUGUGCAUGUCGCCUCCGCCUACUUUGGUCAGAAGCUGGCUAUAACAUCGUCCACGGCAAGCGAUGACCUGUUCGCGAUGCAUUACCAUCUUGUCGCACAGGCAGACGGCAUCUGCCAGACUCGUACAACAGCACUCGUGCCAGGCACAACGCUUGAUGUUGUCGUCGUCGCCAAGGGUGAUCAAGUGGAGUGGAAGCUCCUCGAACGAAGUAACACUGGUCCAGUCAGACUGACAAACGUCUUUCGCUUUGGCCAACACGUCUUUGCCCAGCUCGAUGUCAACAUCAUCGGUCCAGAAGGCUGGGCACAACCUGCUUGGACUCGGGAAGAACGUACCUGCUGUCGCAGUGUCACUACCGUCAGCGUCACCCUCGGCGUGAGCACAGACUCAUUCACCAUCGAUAAGCCCACGCAGUCCAGGAUCGUCUGCGGACCCAAUGGCUACUUUCAGCUCUCGACGGAGUGCAAAGAUUACAGGCCUAUGAUCCUGGGGUGCGAAGAAGUCCAUGCGACAGUGAGCGCACACGAUGUGCCGGAAGACCGUCUGCCGAUCAUUCAGGCCUACUCCUGCAUGGCUCGAGCUGCUGGCAUGUGUGAGAUCGUGCACGCGAACGGCCAAUCGCGAUACGAUAGCACGGAGACCGAUCCUGCUGCAGUCACUAUUGUUCUCAUCAGCAAAGUGCAGUAUACUGACCCGCCCUACUUCACGCAAUGGCUCACAUUUGAUCUGGUCAAUGCAAGGAGAGUCCAUUACCUCUCGAGUAGACUGUCCGGAUCAAAUCCAGCGCUUUUCUUCGAAGUAUGGUCACGCAGAGGAGCUGGCCCGAAUCAGCCGGCAUGGUCUGAAAUUGAUAAGCGCUGCUGCUACGCUCGCUUCAAUUGGGGCGUCGAGCUGAGCAUACUCGAACAUCGUGCCGUUUUCGACCUUCAGGAGGAGGCAUUGUCCGUAAGCUGCGUGCCCGAUGGUAAAUCGAUACCCGGCACCUUCUGCUCUGGCGUCUUCCCUGCUAUGGCAGACUUUGCGUGUCGGCAUACUUCGGCAAACAUUGUUGAUCUGCCGCUGGGCGUCAUCGAUCCCGAAGCCUCUCCGCGUGUGGCAUAG
Messenger RNA from Mixia osmundae IAM 14324, 1146 nucleotides. RefSeq lists its product as uncharacterized. The record is from RefSeq and is a predicted model, not a curated record. The transcript has 4 exons. Lineage: Eukaryota; Fungi; Basidiomycota; Mixiomycetes; Mixiales; Mixiaceae. The coding region runs from base 1 to 1146 and encodes 381 amino acids.